Messenger RNA from Paramuricea clavata, 22024 nucleotides. The record is from the annotation of a GenBank genome assembly. Lineage: Eukaryota; Metazoa; Cnidaria; Anthozoa; Malacalcyonacea; Plexauridae.
AAUAUAAAAAUAAUUACUAGUAUACACAAAGUCCUUCACAAUACAACAUAAUUGCCUUCCCAGUUGGCAAUUACAACAAGCAAGUUAUGUUGAAAAUUUAAUUAAUACACCGUCUACUUAAACAAACUACAUGCUUGCUGUGUGAUCCAGGAGCUACGGUCUAAAUUUUGCUUUAAAAUUGUAAAUUUUGGACGACUUUUCAAAGCUUUCCGGAGUUCAAGCCAGACUUCACAAGACAUAUGGAGAAUCAACUUCAUGCCCGAGAUAGAGUCGGAGUUCAAGACUUCGUGCUGUUGGAAGAUUUCAAAAGUCAAGAAGCUUUUUUAGAGAAUUUACGAAAACGAUACCAGGCUGAUUUAAUAUAUGUAAGUAUUUAUAGAAAUAAUGUAGUGAAAUUUUGCAACCUGAUCCAGUUUAGGCAGGAAUUUUUACAGUAAAUACUUGCUAACGAUUUAAUAAUAAUGUCAAACUCUUGUAAAGACAAAGACACAGCUAAGUUUAUCGCUUUCGUUUUAGCCAUUCAGUCGAUUCGUGGAUAUAUAAAAAGUAUAUAUAAAUAUAAUUAUCAGAUAUGAAUUUAAGAUGAAAGGAAGGCAUUUUAAUAGCCUUUGUAACAAACUCUGUUUUGAAAUUGUCAACAGAAUGAUCUAACAAGUUAAUUUGCGAAUAUAUCGCAUACUUGAGCUUGUUGAUGAAAUAACUAAUUAAGCACGUAAAUAUUAUAAUCCCUACGACAUUGUGGCAUUUAAUUUGCAACAUUUCAGGGAUAUAUCCAUAGAUAUUUACCUUCCAUUUUUAUGCGCCGAUACCCCGUUGUGAAACUAUAAAACUUCAAUAAUAAUAUUGAAUUCUUGCUAUUCUUAGACCUAUAUUGGAAAUGUGGUUAUAUCGGUGAACCCCUACAAGAAUUUGAAAAUAUACACAAGCGAAACAAUCGAGCAAUAUAGAGGGGUUAAUUUGUACGAAUUACCUCCCCAUGUGUAAGUAAAUACAUGUAUUUUUACAUGUAAAAGUGUUUACUUUUUGCGAUUUGCUACUCCUAUUAUUAUUCAAAGCGUUUGUGUGCGGUUGGAUUAUAAUAUCAAAUUAGAAAACUGUUUGAUCUGCUAAGCUGAAAACCUAAUCUCUUUGUUUAAUAUACACGUAGGACUACUGCAUAUAAUGAAAACAAUUAUUUUCGACUACAUCCAUUAGAGUGUAACUCCCUGAGUUUGACAGAGACUUUUUGGCAAGAAAUAGUGAUCAUUUUUGGCAAUGUUUUUGAAUGGGAAAUUCAAUAGGGGCGUAGCUUUCGGUAUGCCUACUUAGGGGUAUUCAAUAAAUAAUCUCAUCAUCUGUAUUAUGUGUGUGGGUGGGUGUAUUAAGAUUAUUAAUUUGUUAAAUGAAAGCGAAUGUUGACAGGAGCAUAUUAAAUACCAGAACGAUGUUAGAUAUUAUUAACUAAGUGCAUUAUAUUUUAUGAAUAUGGUGUCUUUAAAACGGCAACAAACUGCACAUUCGCUGAACAGCUUGACAGUCUCUCUAAAAGGUUAAUAUGCUUAAUUGGUAUUUAUAGACAGAGGGUAAUAUUGUAAAGAAGUGAUGUUUUCCAGGGGGAAUGCCCGUACCCCACCUUUUUUACCAUGGGAACGGUAUCCCCCUGCCGAAAUCAAACAUGGGGUUCAGUGAAGUAAAGUGAAUGCCGUUCGACACCGUCCAAAUAAUUUUGGUUAUUAAUCAUUUGUUCUACAUAUGUGUUAUUUUUGGCAAUAAUUGCUCGGCAUCCUACCUGGAAAUACUUCGGAACGUAAUUUUGUCACUAUUUUAAUCUCCCUGAAACUUGAUAUACUUGCAGAAAAUACUAGCAGACUAGCACAAAAAUAGCAGAGUCUUAAAUAUUUUUGACAAGUAAGUCUAUUAGACUAAACCUAAACCUAAUUUCAUGGCAUUGGCCACGCCCAAUCAAGUGACCAUGCCCAUUUGAUUUUCAAGAGCGCGCCCCCCUUCUAAAAUUAGCAAAACAUUGCUGUGGUAAAGUGGGCUGCUUGUUAACCCAUCGAGUGGCUACACUUUUCCCAUGAUGAGAAAAAAUUAUCUGGGGCUAGACAGAUCAAAUAACAGAGUAGAUAUGCCACUUAAAGGGUUAAUAGGAUAUAUGGGUAGAUCAUUGCAUUAGGCAGAAUGAAAUGAUGAAGUGGGGUGCAUUAGGGUGCAUUACUGCUUGAUCAGGGGCAGAUCUAGGCUCAUCUGCUCAUUCUUUUAUAUUUUACAUUAUCUUAUGUUGAUAAAGUUUGUAUUGGCUUUUGAUAAGUUAUAGCCUGCGCUAUUUAGGGGGGAGGGCGAGGGUGGGAGAAGCUGGGGGGGGGGGGUAUGCAAAGGCGAGAGAAAGAGAGCGAAGAAAAAUGGGAGGGGCGAGAAAGAAAUAGCUAUUUCAUUCUCGCCCCUUCCAUUUUUCCUCGCUGUCUUUCUCUCGCCUUCGCAUUCCCCCUAGCUUUUCCCACCCUCGCUCUCCCCCUAAAUAGCGCCUGCUACGCAGGCUAGAUAAGUUAUGCUUGAUUGGACAGUUGCUGUAGCACAGUAACGUGAAUUUGCUUGUUAAAGUACAGAAUAUUUGAAAAUAUGGCUGUAUAACAACCUCGACAUGUUUACAUGUUUAUUAAGUAACCAUGAUAUUUAACUAAAAGCUUUCUGAGUCUUUUUUUGUGAGCACACAAAUCAAUUAAAUUGUUUCAAGAAAUCGACACGUGCUAACACUAGAAGUUCCACCAAUCGCUAUUUGAAAAACAGAAAAUGUAUGGUCAAGCUGAUUUUUUUAGGGUGGUGCUGGACUUCUCCAUGGGGGGGGGGGCUGCUAGACAUUACUAAUGUCACACAUCACCAGCACUUGUGGUGUCAAUACUGUCAUGGUCACCACACUUCCCAUUAAAGUUGGGAGACCUACGUUCAAUCCUUGGUCAGACCUGUCCUGACUGAAGGUCUUGAAAUAAUUGAGGAGAAAGUGCUACCUUUACCGCAUUGACAUUAAACUUUUGCAUCUUCUUUGAUAGGGAUGUCAAAAUCCUAUAUAUGGCCAUGGUGUACCUCAGAUCCCCUAUCAAUUGGGCAAUAAUAGCUUGUUGGGAAAUCUGUUCACCAAUGAGUGAGGAACUAAAAAUUAUAUAGUGCUUUUAAAAUAAUUCCACAUCUCCCCUUUUUAAAAAGCAUUACAAAUAAGUAGACAUGGUUAUUAUAAUUAGCAAAUGUCUAGACCUCGAGACCCCUAUCCUGUGGUUUAGACAAUUACAUACCAACAUUCUAAAUCCUCAAAAAAACGUAUGAAUAAUUCGAAGCAAAUUAUUUAUAUUUCCUAUAUUGGACUUAACUUUCGCUUUAUAAUUUCACAUCUCUUUAAAUACCAGUAUUAGUUAAUAUAAUCAAGAAAACGUAUUCAGCUUUUUCAACCAAAAAAGGUAUUGGUACAAUGCUUUGAUAUUGCUGGCUUUCCUGCUUAAUGUAUAUAUAUAUGGACAGAAAAAUACAGUGCAUAUUAUAAUUAAAUGCACAAGUCGAUUAGUGGGUGGGUGGGUGGGAAAGGCACUUGAAAUAUUGGCCCGGUUUUUAUGUUACAUUAACAUACGAAUAUUUAUGUGAAGAAUGCCCAGACAGCUUGCAGAUCGAAAGAGUUACAACAGCCUAAAAAUAUAAAGCAAAACUCCGACGGGAGGUUUUUCGAUCAAUUCUUGUUCAAAGUUGCUUGCAACAAAAUUAAAAAUUGUCUGAAAUUGCCCACAAUAUCACACUUCAGAGCCAAUGAACGAGAUUUAGACCGUAUAGUGGUUGCUCGGAAGAUUCCUACGGGAAUCGAGUUCUCCCUGUUGAAAAGCUGGCAUUAGUAUAGCUCAGUAUAGAACUUGUGAAGGAAAACUUGUCGUUAUCCAGUUACGGGAAAACGUGCUUUUCUGUGCAGGGGUGGGCUGUAGCCGGAUCUCGGAUUUGGCAGAAUAUCAGGUCGGCAAAAUUUAGCCUUUCGUUUCCCAUGUCGGUAAAUUCACGCUGUCCAAAAAAUGUUCCUUUUGUAAUAUUGCCGACAUUUCCUGACUUAAAAUGAUUGGGGGAUGAUAAAUUGCUGCCGGACUAAUCGUCGUAGCGUGUGAUUUGCUAUUGAGUAUUGUCUUUUUUAAACUGAUUUAUCAUAAUUAUAAGAAAUUAUGAAGGAAUUAUAUCAUAAAUGUUCCUGAAAAUUUAAACAUAUACGCGCGAAGGCAAAGUACAGUAAUUUGUCUUGUGAGACAAUGCCAAGGCCCAAGGGUAUAAGUAUAUAUACGUUUCAUCUGUUUUCAUACAGAACUGAGCACAGACAAAUUUAGCCGGGCCAGAAAUGUUAGACUUCAAUACAUCUUUUACAACUUUUACAAAUUAAAUACACACAAAAUAACUUUUACAAAUUAAAUACACCACAGGCCGACAGUGUCUGCGGAUUCUUUGAGGACCUUUGAGCUGUCUUUAUUGGUGUGUUUCGGUAAAUGUCACGUGACAACUGAUUUCAAAAGCCCCUCAAACUAAGCUCUCGGUUUUAUAUAUUUCCCACCAAAUACAAGGGUUCUAUACGUAUAAACACCGCUUGAUCCAUAGAGAUUAUAAAAGAACAAAGCGGGCAUUGCUGCAGGGACAAUUAUAGGGACAAAUAGAUGAUUCCAUGCAGCUAUAGACUGAAUUUUGAUCUAGGCAAGAAGAACAAAAUCCAUCACCACAGCUAGAAAGAGCAUGUUAAAAUUAGUAAAAUUGCAAAGUUUGGUUGCGAAAUAGCCCUACGAAAUUUGCAAAUUUUGUAUUAAUUUUUUUUCGCACAGGAAAAUGCACCACUUUCGGCCCAAAUGUGGUGCAUUUUCCCGUGCGUAAUACAAAUUAAUACAACAUUUGCAAAUUUCGCAGGGCUAUAUUUUCCGCAUUUCACAACAUUUCGCAACCAAACUUUGCAUUUUACUAAUUUUAACAUGCUCUUUCUAGCUGUAGUGAUGGAUUUUCUUUUUCUUGCCUAAAUCAAGAUUUAGUCUAUAUAGCUAGAAUCAUCAAAUGAAGCUUGCUAUAUAAUGGGGGCAAAUUUUAGUUACACCCGGAUGUAAAACCCAGAAAACCCAAUUUUUUUAACUCAAACUGGCAUCUUUGGAUUUCAAUAUCGGAAUGUUCACCACUACAUGCAAAAUGUAGUCAUUAACUUAAUUGGUGGGUGGGAAAAACAAUUGCAAUUAAUUCCCACGAUAAAACUAACAAAGAGGGACUUUCAUAUCUAGGUACAGUAUAUUCCGACAUUCCAUUAAAUAUAAUUAUGUAACGACAAGUGGAAACACUUUAUUUUUCUUGCACGAUAUAUACAGUCGAAUAAGGAAAUGUUUGAGGAUUUAUGUCCUUCGCCUGUAUUCUAGAACAACCUUGUUAGAACAACCUUGUAACAAGUCUGAUAAUGCCAUGAAGAAGGUUGUUAACAGCUUGUUCCAAACUUGUUUAGUGUUACAACAACGGGGAACAAGCAGUGCGAACACAACUUGUCGACAACUCGUUGACUUGUUGUUUCAUGCAGACCUGUAACAACUUGUGCGUUUUUACGUAACAAAAAACCUCACAACUUGUCAACAAGAUGUGUUCGCACUGCUUGUUCCCAGUUGUUGACAAGUGUGGAACAAGUUGUUAUCAUCUUGUAACAAGCUAGGUUGAUGAGGUCAACAGACUCGCAACAAGUUGUUCCAACAAGUCUGGUAUCGUCUGCACGUAACAAGUUGCUAACCAGUUGAUGACGACAGGCUCGUAGUAACUUGUUGCGAACAGCCUAUAUUGGUCUUGUUGGAACAACUUGUAGCAAGUCUGUUACCGUCAUCAAUUUUGUAACAAGGUGAUAACAACUUGUUCCGGACUUGUCACAACAACUGGGAACAAGCAGUGCGAACACAUCCUGAUAUCGGCUUCACAACAACUUUGUUACAACUUGUUUUUGCAGAUAUGUAACAACUUGCGCAUUUUUACGUGUGUAACUUUCGUACAUUUUCAAUUCAGUAUAGUUCUUAUUCUUAAAUACCGUUUUGUUAUCUUGCUCGGAGGUAUGAAAAAGUACUUUCGCAUAAUUCUGUACUGCAGAAAUGAACGAAAAAUUAUUUUUUAAGAGAUUCAUUUGAAAAAUUUCAGUUACGCGAUAUCAGAUGCUGCGUACCAUUCAAUGAAAGAAGAGCGGAUUGACCAAUGUGUUUUGAUCUCCGGUGAAUCUGGCUCGGGAAAAACUGGUAAAUCUAUUAUUCUCUUUCGUAUAUUCCUUCAAAUCUUUGUAUAUACAAUUAUGCUCAAUCAAGCUGUGUGAUUUUAUAGAAGCGUCAAAGAAAAUUCUUCAAUAUUUGGCAGCCAUCAGUCCUUACUCUUCAGAAGUUGGACGAGUCAAAGAUAAACUGUUGAAGUCUAACCCACUUUUAGAGGCAAGUGUAUAUUAUAUAUUAAUAACAUUAAGAAUUUAAGCGCUUUCAUUGGUCGAGAGAGCCAUUAUCUAUUAGAGGACAGACGCACGGAAUGACGUCACAAUUAAGGUAGCCAAUAGCAUGGUUACAAGGUUGACUGUAUCGGACUUGUUGUAACAACCUUGCAACAAGUCUGAUAAUAUCAAUUGUUACAAGUUGUUAACAGUUUGUUCCAAACUUGUUGAGAACUUGGGACAAGCAGUGCGAACACAACUUGUUGACAGACUUGCUACAAGAUGUACACUUUUGCGUGUGUAUAAAUCAACAUACAACUCGCUACGUUGUUGUACAGGUGAGUUGUGUGUUUGAUUUACAUAGUACCAGGGUGUUAGCUAGCUAGCCCAUAUAUAUACUGUCCGUUUGACGGACUCUUCCCAAUGGACCUUUCACCUUUUGACCACAAUUUAGAUUUCAACAAGUCUAGAGAAAAAUUUUAUCACAGCUUGAAAGAGCAUCACAAAAUUAGUAAUAUUCCAAAGUUUCGUUGCGAAAUGUUGUAAAAUGCGGAUAAGAUAGCCUUGCGAAGUAUGCCAUUUUCAGUCAUUUUGUAUUACGCGCGGGAAAUACAUACCUCCUUCGGAAAAAGGGUAUGUAUUUCCCGUUUGUAAUCUAAAAUGACUGAAAAUUGCAAACUUCGCAAGGCUAUAUUAUCCGCAUUUUACAACAUUUCGCAACGAAACUUCGGAAUAUUACUAAUUUUGUGAUGCUCUUUCAAGCUGUGAUAAAAUUUUUCUCUAGACUUGUUGAAAUCUAAAUUUUAGUCAAAAGGUGAAAGGUCCAUUGAAGUAUAGCUAAGGGGCUUUCCCAACUGGGUCUACUGGAAGAUUUUCAUUUUUUCUGACGAGAAAGUGCAUUGCGUUUGAUUUUAUAUUAUUAUAUCAAAGAACGUUUUAUUUACUUUUUCCCAUUAACUAUUUUCUCAAAAUGUAUCGCGUUUCAUUCAUAUUGGGUAUGUAUUCACCGAAAUGAAAUGUAAAAAACAAAGUGUAAUCGGUGUGUGCAUCUGUGUUCAUUCACCGGAAAUGAAAUGUAAAAAACCAAGCUACCAUUGUUUGCAUCUAAGAGAAACACGUUGGAAAAAAACACUAUCUAUUCCAACACAAGGACUUUGAUCGGUCAAAAAGACUUUCCCAAUUUACGUUUAACGGACAAAACGUUUUCUUUCUGGCUAACACCCUGCGUACAUUUCAAGUUGCAUGCAACAGUUUUAGACAAAAGUUUUGUCGUUUAAAUCGGCCUUCUGCUUGAAAAGCGCAACUGUCAUCGUCAUACCACAAUACAGAUAUUCCACUGUACUUCAUGUAUAAAGUGUCUUUUGCGUUUUGAACAGGCGUUUGGAAAUGCUAAGACGAACAAAAAUGAUAAUUCCAGUCGCUUUGGAAAGUACAUGGAUAUUCAAUUUGAUUUUAAGGUAUAAUUAUAGAUUUCUUUAUAACAAUUUUUCAGUACACAGCAAUAUAAGCAACCGUAUAUAUUUCUGUUACAGGGUUCUCCUAUUGGUGGACACAUCAUAAACUACCUGUUAGAAAAAUCUCGUGUUGUGCAUCAGUGCAAAGGUAUGCCAAAAGUUUUCAAUCUUGUUUGAACAGUCUUACUGUAUAUUACUUAUCUUACUGUAUAUACUGGAUUACAAACAGACUGUUUGAACGGUCUUAUAUACUGGAACUUAGUCUUAUAUGCUAGUGCGUAGUACGUAGAGCUUAGAGCUUAGUGCUUAGAACUUAGUCUUAUAUACUAGUCUUAUAUAUACUAGAACAGUCUUAUAUACUAUUGAACAGUCUUAUAUACUUAUAUAUACUACAGUCUUAUCUUACUGUAUAUACUGGAUUACAAACAGACUGUUUGAACAGUCUUACUGUAUAUUACUUAUCUUACUGUAUAUACUGGAUUACAAACCCUAACAUUCUGUAUAUUACUUAGCCUAGACAAUUUUACCUUAUUGUGAUAUUACUUUCUUAACUGUGUUUAUCCUAACCCACCCUGUCAACUUUCCCUGUGGGAGGAAACCAGAGCACCCGGAGAAAACCCACGACUUUCGGCAGAGCGUUGACUGACUCUCUAGCGAGAGUCGAACCCACGUUCUUAGAAACUGAAAGGUGCAAAAAAAAUUUCGAACCAUAUUCAUUGAAAAAAAGGGGUUCAAAAAAUUUUUCUGGACUAUUACAAUUAAAAAAGUAGUCAAAAAUAAUUUCUCCCAUCCAUGUCUACUAAAAAAUGGUUCGGAAUUUCACUAAUUCCUACUUUUCAGGGCCACCCUUUGCAAAUUUUUGGGCCUUUUAACUGAGGCUCGGGACAAUUUAACCAAUGUACUAGCAAAAAUGUUAUGGUCAUUUUUGCCGGGUGCCCCACGUCUCUGGAUACCCUCCAGUUUACGUCACUGUAUUAUUGGCACACAUGUACAGUACUGUACCUACACUGGCACAGACAGUCCGAGAUUGUACUGUACAGGGUGUAUCAAAAAAAGCGCAAUCCUCGACUGAAAUGUAAAUUGCUAAACAAAUAAUAGACGAAAACGUUAAAGUUUACAUUCAUUUUAAAGCGUAGCCAUUCAACUUUCUAACAGUGGGUUGUUUCUUAAAUUUGACUCAUUGGUUCGCGGGUAAUAAUACUUUACGUUAUUGCGAUUGGAGAUUAAAAAAUUGAGAUGGAAUAACAAAUCGUUCUCAUGAAAAUAACUGAUUUUUUCAUUAAAACAAACAAAUGUUGCAUUUUAUUAAAUGGAUUGUAACAAUAAGUAUAAUUACGGCUUUUCUUCCACUAUUUUUAACUCAGUUUGAAACUUCAAAUGCGAUAUAAUUUUGGCUUGGACCAUCUAAGCUGACUGACAUCAACUUGCUAUAAUUUCUGUUUACAUUACAUCGCAAUUCGAUGACACUCUGGCUCAGACACCAGAAUGUUUUGACGAUUUUUAGCAUUCGUUUAGGAUUUUCAAACAACCUGGUCUCUUUUAAAAUACUUUUAAUUUGUUCUUACGUGGUUUUCCAGAUGUAGUGACGACAACAUUAAAGUUUAAAGAAGAAAAUUCUAACAUUUAAACCGACUAAACAAUAACAUAGUAAACUUGCAUAAUUGAACAGCAACUAAAAAUGAUAGGUUUUACUAAAUCUUUUCCUGUGCAAUUAUUACUAGCAUUGGAGACAAGGAUAAUUGUUUGUUUGAAAGAGAAAAGAACAGGCUUUGAAGUAAGCCUAAAAGCGUUUAACUAGAAAUAGUAUUUCGAAAGUUAUUAAGCACAAAAGAUGAAUUGCGUUUAUUUUGAUACACCCUGUAUAUUGUUAAAGGUGCAUGUAUUUAUUAUUUUCAGGUGAACAAAACUUCCACAUAUUUUACCAACUUCUCCGUGGAGCUGAUGAGAGUGAAUUGGAAAGAUUACAGUUGACUCGAGAUCCUGCGAACUAUAGAUAUCUAAAUCAGGUUAGAUGUUAGUUCCUUCCCACAUUGUGACGUCAUACUGUGCAUCUAUAACUGACCAGACAACGGCAAAAUCUUAUCUAUCGUAACAUCACAAUCAUCAACUAGAGUAACAUCACAAGCAUCAUAUUCACCUGAGUACAUUGCACCAAAACAGAAAAAAUUAGUACGAUUAUUAGAUUACAUUGAUAUCGAAUGAACUACAGUCGGUUCCGAAAUGUCAUAUACUCGAACCGACCUGACCGCGUAGUUCAGUUGGCAGAGCAUUGGGCUAGUAUUCCAAAGGUCGUAGGUUCGAUUCCAACCGUGGACAGGCAUAUUUUUCAAGCUUGCCCGGCGUGGAUAUACACUCAGAGUAACAUCACAAACAUCAUAUUCACCUGAGUACAUUGCACCAAAACAGAAAAAAUUAAAAUCUUAUCUGUUUGUUAAAUAGAUGCCCCAAAUCCUAAAUUAUGUAUACCAUUUUUCUUCAAAACCAGGCUGACAUCUCUAUCAUCAAAAACCUGACGGACAAGGAAGGUUUUCAGAUCGUCAAAGAAGCGCUCAAAGUGAUCGACUUCACAAGCGAAGAACAGAAUGAUCUCUUCGCCAUUGUGGCUUCAAUUCUUCAUGUGGGAAAUAUUGAUUUUAAAACUAAUAACGGUGGCGUCGGUCUGGUUGAUACUAAGGAUGUUGAAAUCGUCACUAAGGUAUUUGGUUUUGUGAUUGCCUGAGGGUCAUUGAACGGGAAUAUUAAUAUGGUCGUGUAUUUUAUUAAAAUGUCGUGCCAAAAAUGUAAUUUGGUACCAAUAGUGUCAUUAUCGCUCGCUCCUUUUUGCCAUCCAAAAUGGUUGAGGUCAAACAAUGGACUUCCAACUAUAGACUUAAUUUUGAUCUAGGUAAGAAAACCACAUCCAUUCAUCACCACAGUCAGAAACAGCAUCUUAAAAUUAGUAAAAUUGCAAUGUUUGGUUGCGAAAUGUUGUAAAGUGGGGAAAGUAUAGCCCUACGGAAUUUGCAAAUGUUGUAUUAAUUUGUAUUACGCACGGGAAAAUGCACCACUUUCGGUCCAAAUGUGGUGUAUUUUACCUUGCUUAAUACAAAUUAAAAAGAAUUUUAAUUAUUAAAAUAGCAUUUUCCCUUGCGUAACACAAACAAAUAGAGUUGUAUUUCAAUAAGAUUCCGAUAAAUGUAUGGGCCAAUACAAAUUAAAUCUUGGAAAUCAGUUAUAAAUAUCUCAAGAGUCAGCCAUUUUCUGGGACGCCAAGCGCCCAAAGGAUCACUGGCAUGAUACUCACUCCUUAAGCCUGGUUCACACGAUGAAAUAAGCAUAAGCAUAAGCAUAAGCAAGCGGAACCUUUGAUGUGCAUAAGCAUAAACAUAAGAAGAACAAAUGUUGCGUUCUUCUUAUGCUUACAUCAAAGGUUCCGCUGCUUGUGCUUAUACUUAUUUCAUCGUGUGAACCAGGCUUUAAUGUUUAUUGUAGAUUACAUAUAUUGUGUUCCGUCUAAACAUGUUUUUGUUCGAACUUUCUUUUAUAUAGUUGCUUGGCUGUCCUGAAGAUGCCUUGGAGAAAGCUUUCAGACAUCGCUCUGUUGAUGUCAAGGGUGAGAAGGUACUGUCACGUGUUACAGUAUGCAAAAGUUCUGAAUACUGUAAGCGUAAAAUUAUACUAAGACUUACUAUCACAAGGAAAGUGCUGAAACUUGACACUCUCGAAAGAUAGAUCGGGAAAGCCCUGAGCACACAAUGGGCCACAUUAUUUUAUGUUGGUUGCGUGAUCUCCAUAUUAUAUUUAGCCGUAAGCUAUAUGUACCGGCCAAUCAAAAGACACAUAGCGGGGCUUAAAAUAACAGGAGAUAGGUCUCCAGUCAGCUUGAUUUCAGCUCGGUCAAAAUCUGUUUUUGACCGGUUAUUGAUACGCUUACACUAACAGUGAAACAAACUUUUUGAAACUUGUUUCGACACAUCAUAGUUUCAUGUUUUAAUUCAAGACGUCAGCAAUCACAUUGGAAGGCAUGAAAAUGUGGCCGGUCUAAAUGACCGGUGAUGUAAAAAAGUGACCGGUCAAACAGGUAUUUUUGGCCGGUCAUUGUCCGUUGACCGGCCGUUAUUUUGAGCCCUGCAUAGUUAUAUUAUUUUUAUUUUGUUGUUUAGGUGAAAACAUUGCUAACUCUAGAGCAAGCAGCGUAUGCGAGAGACGCUCUUUCUAAAGGUGUUUACGAAAGGUUAUUCUCUUGGCUCGUCUCACGUUUGAAUACUGCUCUCAAGAGCAAGGUGCGUAGCUUACAUACACGUAAACAUCUAACAACUUGUCAACAAGAUGUGUUCGCAACAGGCUUGUACUGUAGCAAGUUUAGCAAUAAGUUGUGACAGUGCUGUUAUUUUAUAAAGUCGCUACAAGCUUGUCACUCAUAACUUGUCAACAAGAUGUGUUCGCAACAGGCUUGUAGCAAGCUUGUCAACAAGUUGUAACAAUGCUGUUAUUUUAUCAAGUCGCUACAAGGUUGUCACUCACAACUUGUCAACAAGAUGUGUUCGCAGCAGGCUUGUAGCAAGCUUGUCAACAAGUUGUAACAAUGCUGUUAUUUUAUCAAGUCGCUGCAAGGUUGUCACUCACAACUUGUCAACAAGAUGUGUUCGCAGCAGGCUUGUAGCAAGCUUGUCAACAAGUUGUAACAAUGCUGUUAUUUUAUCAAGUUGCUGCAAGGUUGUCACUCAUAACUUGUCAGCAAGAUGUGUUCGCAGCAGGCUUGUAGCAAGCUUGUCAACAAGUUGUAACAAUGCUGUUAUUUUAUCAAGUCGCUGCAAGGUUGUCACUCACAACUUGUCAACAAGAUGUGUUCGCAACAGUCUUGUAGCAAGCUUGUCAACAAGUUGUAACAAUGCUGUUAUUUUAUCAAGUCGCUUCAAGGUUGUCACUCAUAACUUGUCAACAAGAUGUGUUCGCAGCAGGCUUGUAGCAAGCUUGUCAACAAGUUGUAACAAUGCUGUUAUUUUAUCAAGUUGCUACAAGGUUGUCACUCAUAACUUGUCAACAUGAUGUGUUCGCAACAGGCUUGUAGCAAGCUUGUCAACAAGUUGUAACAGUGCUGUUAUUUUAUCAAGUUGCUACAUGGUUGUUGACACAUUGUUGAAUUGCAGGACGAUAGCAAUUUGUUGGAACGACUUGUACAGUAACAAGUCGGUUCAACCUUGUAGCAAGUUGUCAACAAGCCGUUGACAAUUUGACAACAAGCUGGGAACAAGCAGUGUGAACACAUUCUGUUGACAAGUUGUUGAAACAGCAUUGCUCUACAAAUCUGCUGCAAGUUUGUUACAACUUGUGAUCAAAUAUCGUCUAUCGAUCGAAUAAAAAAGAUUUUAUCCCAAAGGGAGGGUUCGAGGAAUGAAAUUUCCAGAAACAAAUGGUUCGGAAUAUUUGACAAUCCACAUCUGCACUUCCAUGAUCGGGUAGUGUCAACAAUUAAUCUUAUUUAAUAUGUUGUUUUAGAAAUAUUUGGGAAAGACGUCCUUGCUUGGUAUUUUGGAUAUCUAUGGUUUUGAAAUUUUCGACGAAAAUGGGUAAUAAUAUCUACAGUGCUGUAGUACAAUACACCUCUCUCUGCUUAUUAGCUUGGUUGAAGGGUAUUGUAGAUGGAAAUUAUUGAAUAGAAAUUUAUAUACAUUUAUUAAACCAGGAACAGAAGCGAAAAAUGCAACUUUAGAUCCCCUGGCAGCCCUAUAGUAACGGUCCUGCAAACGAUCUGUGAUAUAAAGAAGCUUCUGAUCUAUAGUUAAAGGUUAACAAUGUGUUUUUUUUCUUUCUGUAGUUUUGAACAAUUUUGCAUCAACUAUUGCAACGAGAAACUCCAGCAACUGUUCAUUGAGCUGACAUUGAAAUCUGAACAAGAGGAAUAUAUGAGGGAAGGCAUUGAGGUUUGUGAUAAUUGAAAUGGAAACAUUUAUUUAAUAAUGAUUUUACAUAGUUAAAACAAGGCAACCAGCACUCACUACAAUAUGUAGACAUCCAGGAUCUCUCUGCCCUUCAUUAAGCUUGAAGUCUGAUAGCCCUCUAGUUUAUAAACUGUUGCUCUCCGCUCUUCAUUUAGCUUGAAGCCGUUACUCAAUGCUGGUAUGAAUUUGAUAUGAAUAUAACUUGUAUAGUUAAUAUUAUUUUCUAGUGGGAACCGGUUGAGUACUUCAAUAACAAGGUUAUUUGUGAUUUGAUUGAAGAAAAACACAAAGGGAUAAUUGCAGUUUUGGUAAGAUUCAUUUUAUCAAUUAAUGAUUGCAGAUUUAAAUUGCAUUUUGAGCAAAUACACUUAUAGAGGAACCUUGCAAUACUGUACAUAACGCACUCACGGGGUCUUCCUCUAGUAGUAUACAUAGCCGUGGUAAAAACUGGUUUCAACUGACGAAGCUAUCCGACAUAAAAAAAUUUGUUUAAGUAAUUUCCUGCAAUUCCGUUUGUCUUCUUGUCACAUGUUGUGCCAAGUAACAGCAGUUUUUGAUGUUAAAAUAAGGUUUAAAUUUUGCUCCUUAUACCACUAAACGUCUUUGGAUCAUAUUUUGUAGUCUUUGUUGUUCUUCGGGGAAAGAAUUUCCAACAAAUUUGCAAAACAAAAUUUUCCGCCAUCUUUCUUCUAAACCGUAAUGUUCGGACCAUUACGUAAUAUUCCAUGGUUGAGUAUACAAAUAAUGAAUGUUUAUGAGUGCAAUGGUAAGAAUAUUUUCAUGAGGUGAAAGAUGGAAUGUUCGAUUCAACGAGGCGACAGCCGAGUUGAAUGGAACAUUCCAUCUUUCACCGAAUGAAAAUAUUCUUACCAUUGCACGAAAAAACAUUCAUUAUUUCUUUUAUAUAAUACCAAAAUAGACUAAUAGAUUCGUAUGAGAAGCAUUUUGAGGGAUGCGACUUAUCGAAAACACAAAGAGUGCAAUUGUACUAUACGUUUUAUUCCAAUGCACUCGCAGAGAGUGCAAUGGAACGUCUUCCAUUGCACUCUUGGGAAAUGGAAUUUUCUAUUCAAUAUCACGUGACUAUAAACAGCCAAUUAAACGAUCUGAAUUCAAUAAGGUAUUAUAUAAUAGCCAAUCAAUUGUAAUGGUCAUUGGUUGAGUGUAAUAAAGGAUAACCUUUACUGGACCUCCAUAGAGAGGACGAUAUGAGCUAUCCAGUAUAAAUAAAGUUAGUUAAUUGAUUACGUAUAAUUAGAUUUCCUCCCGAGGCCAAUAAGAUUAUGAGCAUAAAUCAAUUGACCUUUAAAUGAAAAAAUCAAUGAAUGAAUGGAACAUUGUAGUUAAUAAUUAAUCAAUCAAGCGAUAUUUUUUUCGGUCAGCUUUUAAAACUAUUUUCUCCUCGGUAGGAUGACGAAUGCUUGAGGCCUGGUGAUGUUUCUGACAUGACAUUUUUAUCGAAAUUAAUCACGUCCAUUGGUAAACAUGAACAUUUUGUAUGGUAAGUCUGAUACACGCCUAAAAAAAUCUCACAGCUUGUCAACAAGAUAUGUUCGCACUGCUUGUUCCCAGUUGUUGACAAGUCUGGAACAAGUUGUUAUAGUGAGACGUAUAUUUGAAAAAAGUUUCAAACUUUUCUUGUUUAGCCAUGAGAUGUCAGAUUACGAAGGCAGGAAAGAAAUAGGUCGAGAGGUAAGCCAAUGUACCAAUACUACACGCUAUAUCAUUGGUUAAGACCAUUGAAUUGUAUCAGCUGAUUGGUCAAAAUUAUAGAAGUCUACAUAUUAUGCUAUAAGGGCACUGAUUUCUUGAUACAAAAUUGAUUGAUACCUGCAUGUUCUCUUGUAGUGAAUAGCCCAUUGUUUUAGUUCUUCUUGUGUCUGAUAUAUUAAUGAGAGUGGUACAGGUAGUAACAUGAGAGGAAUGUUAAAGAGAUGUUUAUGUUUAUAUCAGGAAUUCCGUUUGAAGCAUUAUGCUGGAGAUGUGACCUACAGUGUGUUAGGUAAGUUUAGCAAUUAACAGUACCGGAGGUUUUCACAGGUAUUACGGUCUCCUUUUAUAGUAACAGUGGAAUGCCUUAAUUGGACCUCUAUAAAGAGAACAGUUUUGAACUGAUAGAACAAUCCAACACAAAUAAAUUACUGUAAGUUCAGUUUAGGGUCCUUCCUGUAGUAACACUGGAUCAAUAACAAAUGAUUCGUACUGGACUUCUAGGAAGAACAGUUUAGAAUUGAUUGAGCUAUAUCCAGUAUGAAUAAAGAUAGUUUAGUUUAGGUUUCUUCCUGUAGUAACACUGGAUCAAUAACAGAUGAUUCGUACUGGACUUCUAGGAAGAACAGUUUAAAACUGAUAGAGCUAUCCAGUAUGAAUAAAGAUAGUUUAGUUUAGGUUUCUUCCUGUAUAACACUGGAUUAAUAAGAGUUGAUUCUUACUGGAUUUUUAGAACUGAUACAGCAAUCCAGUAUAUAUAAACAAACAUUUUUCAUUAUCUUUCAGGUUUUAUUGACAAGAAUAAUGAUCCUCUCUACAGAGAUUUAAAAGAGGUACUUUUUACUGACAGGUUAUACUUGAUGUAGUAAUUGCUAUGUUAAGCUGUAUCCAUGCAUCGUAUCUAGAAAGUUGUGGAGUACAACAUCUUAUUUUUUUGCUAAUUAUCAUAUUGUAUAGGCAAUGUCUCUCAGCAAGAAUAGCAUCGCAUCAAGCGCUUUCCCUCAGAGUGAAAUGGCGUGCAAGAAACGUCCUGGCACCGUAAGCAUAACACUAGAAUAAAAAGUUUAUUUCUUGGUACAGUAUAUUUAAAGUGGAUGGCAAGUCCGUAACGUAAACAAACGGUUGUUUACAUUUUGAACUGCUGUAUUUUUAAAAAUAUGAUGUACUGUCUGAAUAUCUAACACUAUUUUGGUUCGCUAUGCUUCUAAAUGAAUAUGAAAUAGAGUUUAUGUUCAGAAAAAUUCGAAACAUUCGAAGUUUGGGCAAUGUUCACGUUAGAGGGCCGGUUGAAAAGGGAGGUAUUUAAGGAAAACGUGAAAUGCACUCUACAUAUAUGCCAGCACAAGUAGUGUACAUAUAUGACCGACAAACAUGGUGUUGUGGUCACCACUCUUGCUUUUCAAGCCGGGAGACCCGGGUUCAAUGCUUGGUCGGACCUCUACUCAAGGUCUUGAGGAGAAAGUGCUACCUUUACAUUGACAUCAGGAAAUGGUUAGACUUUCGCGUCUUCUCGGAUAAGGACGUUAAAUCGUAGGUUCCUCGGAUCCCCUGUCAAUUGGGCAAUAGCCUGUUGGGAAAUCCGCUCACCAAUAAGUGAGAAACUGAAAACAUAAUGUAUUUCAAUAAAUUGAUUUUUUUCACUCUCUUUUCUAUAGGCUGCAACUCAGUUUAAAACAAGUUUGAAUAAUCUCAUGGCCAUUCUACUGUCAAAACAGCCGUCAUAUGUCCGUUGUAUUAAGCCAAAUGACUUCAAACGUCCGGGUAAGUUUGUGUGAAGCGAAAAUGGACAACACCUUGAAAACAGCAACAACAACAGCAAUAACAACAACAAUGGCAACAACAACAGCAGUAACGGCAACAACUACUGUACGACGAUAACACCAGCAACAGCAGCAGCAACAACAACAACAACGACAACGACAACGACAACAACAGGAACAACAACAGGAACAACAACAGGAACAGCAACAGGAACAACAACAGGAACAACAACAGGAACAACAACAGGAACAACAACGACAACGACAACAGCAGCAACAACAACCGCAACAGCAACAACAGCAACAACAGCAACAUACUGAUGAACAAAAACUUGCACUUAAUUAUCUUGAAAUUCCUGAAGUAGUUCGCGUUUUAUUUUUAAACAAGUUUCAUAUUUUUCAUUAAAAUUAAGAUUAAAAUUGAGGUUGAGAUUGAGUAACUGAUAUAUUACAUUUUGAUUAGCAGAGUGUAUCUAACUAUUUUGAUAUAUUCUUUCAGCUGAUUUUGACGAGAAAUUGAUUAAUCAUCAAGUGAAAUAUUUGGGAUUAAUGGAAAAUCUGAGAGUUCGACGGGCUGGUUUUGCUUAUAGAAGAAAUCAUAAAGUCUUCUUAGAAAGGUAAGUUAUCUAAGCCUGGAAUUGAUGGCUGCGUUAGCAUAGACUAAGCUUCAUUCAAUGACUAGCGUCCUCCAAUAAAUGUACAGGCAUGUUUUUCUCAGACUCUUCAAGCAUUAAAGCGUUUAACUUGUUUAUUACAGAGGAGUAUUGCAGAGAAGUUGUACUCAUUUACAUUUUCUUUUCAUUAAGAUAUAAGGCGUUGUGUCCUGAUACAUGGCCGCUUUGGCAUGGUAUGUAGAAUCUUUUUAGCCUGGCCUUUUUAUACAGGCUCUUAAUCUCACCACUGGGAGGAGAGUGGGGUGGCUCAGUACACAGUCACGCAAAAACGCACAAGUUGUACAUGUAACAAACCUGCAACAGACUUGUAAGCAAUGCUGUUUGAACAACUUGUCAGCAGGAUGUAUUCGCACUGCUUGUUCACAGCUUGUUGACAAGUUGUCAACAGCUUGACGACUUUCAUCGUUUGGGUAUAUAAGAAGCCACGAUUGCAAUUUUAGAUGUCGAAACGUUGGGUCUUGGUUACAAUUCGACUGGGCUUUGUAAUCAUUUAUUUAAACCAGAGUAGCGAGCGAAACAUGAUUGAUAUACUGUACCUGGUUGCAGUGAACGACCAUGCUUUAAGUUGCUACGAGGUUGUUGAGCUCAACAGACUUGUUACAUACAAGUUGUUCUAACAACUUGUUAUCAUCCUGCAAUUGAACAAUUUGUCAGCAAGUUGUGAGUGACAACCUUGUAGCAACUUGAGCAAAUAACAACAUUGUUACAACUUGUUCACAAGCUUGCCAUAAGUCUGUUGCGACCAUGUCUACCAAACAUCACAGGUUUAAUUUCCUCGGGUAUUCGGGUCCCAUCUGCAUGUAGUAAUUCUGCAUCACUAAGCCAUGACAGAGCUAGCCCGUGUUUAAAUAAUUUUAUUUCGUUUAUUUUAACAGGGAGUCCACAGGAUGGCGUGUUAAAGCUAUGUGAGCAUCUUGGAUACAAACCGGAUGAAUAUAAGAUGGGAAGGUAAGAGACCAAUGAUACUUCUUUUUUUUAUUUAUGAUACAGUGCUUUGGGUUCGUUUUGUCAUGGUUUUCGAUUUCCAGGGAAAGCUCUGGAAAGUUGAAACCCACGCUUUUGAGACACAUGUACAGCUUUACAUGCUCUAAUUUUUUUUUUUACCACAGGACGAAAAUCUUCAUUCGAAAUCCACAAACGUUGUUCGCCACUGAAGACCAGUUUCAGCACAAGAAACACUACUUAGGUAAGUAUUAGUGAUAAUUGUAUUUAAAUUGACAAUAUUUAACUAUUAUUUUGUGUUUCUCGACCGCCAGAUACAUUUAAAAAGUUUGCUAACUGUGUAAACUACAAAAUAAAGCUAAAACAAAGUAAUUUUGAGAGAAACGCCAAAAGGAUUUUAGGUUUUGACUUUUGAACACUUUUCAUCGCAAAUACGCGAUAUACUGGGAAAAAAACUGCAUCUUAAUACAAAUAUUCGUGAGAGAAAUGGACAUUCCCCGAGGACAAAUUGAUUCAAUUUUGGUUAAAUUUGGAUGUAAAUUGAAUGAGAAAUGAGCAAAGGUUUCUCUUACUAUGGCGGGCAGAGUAAACUGAAUACGUAAUUAGUCUAUUGUAUAAUUUAUGCAUGAUGCAUAACUUAAUUCGCUGAAGUAUGCAGUCUCGAUGUGAUCUCUAUAGUUCGUUAAAUCUUUUCUUGUGAAAUUUAUGCAAAGGGCGCGUUGUUUAUCUCUUGUAUAGCGACGGUGAUCCAGACUCGUUACCGUGGGUUCACUGCGAAGAAACGUUAUCUAAUGAUCAGAAUGGCUGUGACAGUCAUAGCUGCACAUUGGCGCAGGUUGUGUGCCCAGAAACUGAGAGAGAGAAGAAAGAGAGCUGCAACUGCCAUCAGAAAGUACGUUUAUUUGUAAAGUGAGAAGAGUAUUGAUGUUAGUGUCAUACUGACAGCAGUGACGGUUACUCUGGGAGAGGGGCGCGGCUCCUAUGCAUUACUAAAUUUUGAUCAAGGCAAAAAGAAUGAAAUCCAACACCACAGCUAGAAAGAGCAGAGCGUCUUAGAAUAAGUAAAACUGCAAAGAUUGGUUGCUAAAUGUUGUAAAAUGAAGAAAAUAUAGCCCUGUGAAGUUUCGGCUAAAAGAUGGUUAUAUUUCCCGCGCGUAAUGCAUAUAUACACAAAAUUUGGCUAUACUUUCCUGGGCUAUACUUUCCUGGGCUAUACUUUCCUCAUUUUACAACAAUUUGCAACCAAACAUUGCAAUUAUACUCAUUUUAAGAUGCUCUUUUCAGCUAUGGUAAUGGUUUCGUUCUUCUUGUCCAGAUCAAGAUUUCGUCUUAGCUGGAAUCAUCCAUUGUGAUAUUUUCUUUGCUUUAUUGUAGGUUUAUUAAAGGUUUCAUGACGCGAAAUGAACCUGCAAAUGAAGAAAAUGCUUGGGUGUGUUUUUGAACUUCUUGUUAAGAAAUACGGCAAUGUUAUAACAUUUCAGAUUAUUAUAUACCUUUCUAUACCAUGCGUUACGAUAUGAUAAGAUAUGAUGCAAGCCAAUACAUUUUAUACUAUACCUUCCUGCACCAUAAUAUAUCAUACCGUGCUGUACCAUACAUACAAACCAUACCACACUACACCAUACCAUACUAUACUAUAGUAUACUAUACGAUGCCACAACAUAACACCAUAUCAUACUAUACUGUACCACAUCUAACUAUACGAAGCAUGCCAUACCAUAUUGUACCGUACCAUACCAUACUAUACUGUACCACAUUAAACUAUACCAAGCAUACCAUAGUGUACCAUACCAUUCCAUACCAUACUGUACCAUACCAUACUGUACCAUACAUGUACCAUACCAUACCAUACCAUACCGUACCGUACCAUAAUACCAUACCAUACCAUAUACCAUACUAUACCAUACCAUACCAUACCAUACUGUACCAUACCAUACCAUACUACACCAUGCGACGCCGUACCAUCCAAUAGCAUAGCAUAGCAUAGCAUACCAUGCAUAUAACACCAUACCAUACCUUGCCUUACCAACAUACAAUUCCUAAUUUAAUUUUGUUUUCACAGUUCAUAUGUUGUACCAGAAAAUGGUAUCUUGGUGAACUGGGUAGAAACCUACCAAAGAACGUCUUGGAUAAAUCAUGGCUCGCUCCACCUCCCGCUGUCAAAGAGGUGAAUUGAGAAUAAGACUACGUUGACACUAUACCACAUAGCUUUCCGUAGCGGAGCGAGAAUGCACCCAUCCGAUUCGAAUGUACAACAACAUCGCUCUUUUGCAAUAAUUCCUCUGAAAAUAACGUUCCUAAAAAAUACAGAUAGGUGUUUGUUCACGUCGCUACGGAAAGCUAUCUGGUAUACAGUGUAAACAUAACCUAAAUACAUAGUGCAUGCAUUUCCUUGAGUGGACACGAAACAACAAGCUGAACUCUGGGCUUUGUCUAUCGAGACAAGAAAUAAAGCAUUUUAAAUUUCUUAAUGUUCAAUUCUAUUCUGUUUCAGGCGUCAGAGCUGCUUCAUGUCUUACACACGCGUACAAUGGUUAGGACAUAUGUCCAGGGUUUGUCAGCUGACAGGAAAGCCCAGGUGAGCUGUUGUGUGGAGGUGACAUUUCUCCUGUAAUUAAACUGUAAAUUAACUUAGAAAAGCAUUGGUAUACUUUUCCUGUAAGUUACAGUAGAUUGAUUGCACACUUUAAAACUGAUAGAGCUAUCUAACACAAAUAUAUUUAGUUAAAUCGUUUGGGUUUUCUGCUGUGGAAACACUGGGUCAAAAUGGGAUGACCCUUAAUGGACCUACAAGCAGAAAAAUUCUCGUAGAAACUUUUUCGGUCUCAAAAACUAGGUUAAGACCUUAUUAAAAUGUACAUAAAAAGAAUAUUUAAACCCAUCUCUAUUUAUGAAAGUGGUCCAUAAGAAAUCCAGUAAAAGAUGGUUUUGUAGAGUGUGAAUUUUUAUAUAGUUAUCAAAUUUACCAGGAGCAGUCGUGAAAUGCAACUUUAGGUCCUCUGGCAGGAAUCGAACCUGCGGCCCUGCGAUUCCGGUACAGCAUUCUAACCAACUGAACUGCAUAGGCCAGUUGUCAAGCUCUAACCAACUGAGCUGCAGAGAGACAGUUGUCAAGCUCUAACCAACUGAGCUACAGAGAGACAGUUGUCAAGCU